Messenger RNA from Lichtheimia ornata, 624 nucleotides. Its product is annotated as 60S ribosomal protein L15. Gene Ontology annotation, biological process: cytoplasmic translation. The transcript has a single exon. Lineage: Eukaryota; Fungi; Mucoromycota; Mucoromycetes; Mucorales; Lichtheimiaceae. Gene Ontology annotation, cellular component: ribosome; cytosolic large ribosomal subunit. Bases 1 to 624 code for a protein of 207 amino acids. The record is from RefSeq and is a predicted model, not a curated record. Gene Ontology annotation, molecular function: RNA binding; structural constituent of ribosome.
AUGGAUACGUCUAUAGCCUACAAGUAUCUUGAGGAGCUUUACCGCAAAAAGCAAUCUGAUGUCUUCCGUUUCUUGUUGCGUGUUCGCUGCUGGGAGUACCGUCAAUUGAACGUGUGCCACCGUGCUUCCCGUCCUUCUCGUCCUGAUAAGGCACGUCGUCUUGGUUACAAGGCUAAGCAAGGCUACGUUAUCUACCGUAUCCGUGUUCGUCGUGGUGGCCGCAAGAGACCUGUUCCCAAGGGUGCUACCUAUGGCAAGCCUGUCAACGAGGGUGUUAGCCAACUCAAGUACCAACGUUCCCUUCGUUCCACUGCUGAAGAACGUGUUGGUCGCAAGUGUGCCAACCUUCGUGUCUUGAACUCUUACUGGAUCAACCAAGAUGCUACCUACAAGUACUUUGAAGUCAUCCUUGUUGACCCCUCCCAUAAGGCUAUUCGUCGUGAUGCCCGUAUCAACUGGAUCGUCAACCCCGUUCACAAGCGCCGUGAAGCCCGUGGUCUUACUUCCAUUGGCAAGAAGAGCCGUGGUAAGGGCAAGGGUCACUUGUACACCAAGACCAAGGGUGCUGGUCGUUACUCCAACUGGAAGAGACGCAACACUCUUUCCCUUCGUCGUUACCGCUAA